CAUCUCAGUGAACGAUAUGGCUCGUAUUCGACGUGUGGCUCCUCCUCCACCACCUGCUCCCGCUGCAUUUUCCCCCUACGGGAACCUGAACGAAAUUCUAACGGAUUCGUACAGUCCAGCUGUUAUUAUUCCACACCGCGACUCAUGUCCUUCUUAUAAGAUAUAUUAUUCGCAUCUCCGGCAUGUCAUCAACACCCUUCAAUCUCAGGCGCCUUUCUCGCAUCUGCGUCCACGGGACGUGUUGACGUUCUUGUUGCCAAACUCGCUCGAAUACGUGGCUGUGUUUUUCGCAACCACUGGAGUGCGUGCCAUCGCCAACCCACUUAAUCCUUCUUAUACCGCGGAAGAAAUUGCAUUCUACCUUCAGGACGUGGGAUCGAAAGCGGUAGUUGUGCCCAAAGGGGACGCAAAAAUCCUUGCUAAUACCAAGAAGGCGGUGGAGAGUCUUGGCGGCGCCAUUCCGAUAUACGAGGUCUGGGCGGAAGUUGGAAGUGUGCUGCGAAGAGACAAGCCAGUGAAGAAGGUUGACAAGGAGAAGAGGGUAAAUGUCAUCGAUCCCAUUGUUCACGUCAGGCCAUCCGAUGCCUCUGGCGCGAUCGGGGCAGCCGUGCAACCGGAGGAACGGGGCGCUCCGGUAGCGGAUGAUAUUGCGCUCAUGUUGCACACCAGUGGAACUACAGGAAGGCCUAAAGGUGUCCCUCUUUCGCACGGGAAUAUUCUUGCCACCUUGCGGAAUGUCGAGGAGACUUUCGGACUCAAUGCAUCUGACGUCUCGUAUCUCGUGAUGCCGCUCUUCCAUGUUCACGGUCUUAUUGGUGUGCUACUUUCAACCUUCCACUCUGGUGGGACUGUGGUCAUCCCUCCAAAGUUCUCUGUGACGCAUUUCUGGCCAGAUUUUAUCGAACACGGCGCCACUUGGUAUUCAGCUGUGCCCACCAUUCACCAAAUGAUGCUCCUCAAAGUCAAAGAGAGCUAUAAAGGAAGCAGUGGCAAGCUUCGGUUUAUUCGGAGCUGCAGUGCUAGCUUAGCGCCCGCCACGCUUUUCCAACUUGAAAAGACGUUCAAAGCACCUGUUGUUGAGGCCUACGCAAUGUCCGAAAGUGCACAUCAGAUCUCGGCGAAUUUUCUGCCUCCUGGCAUGCGGAAGCCGGGCUCUGUGGGUAAAGGCCGUGGAGUUGAGGUGCAGAUUAUGGACGCGGAAGGCAAGCCCUUGAAGACAAGGCAGGCAGGAGAGGUUUGUGUAAGGGGUCCAAACGUGAUUAAAGGGUACCACAACAAUGAGAAGGCUACUCUAGAGUCCUUUUUCGAUGACCCAACGUCACCGUCAGCUCCUAAAUGGUUCCGUACAGGCGAUUUGGGGUACAUUGAUGAAAUGGGAUUCCUGUUCCUUGUCGGCCGUAUCAAGGAACAGAUUAAUCGAGGUGGGGAAAAGAUUAGUCCCCUUGAAAUCGACCAGGUCCUACUUCAACAUCGUGCCGUAAGCGAAGCGGUCGCCUUCCCCGUUCCCUCACAAAUCUAUGGCCAGGAAAUCGAGGCAGCCAUCGUACCCAAAGAUGAAUACAAGGGCAAAGUGAAAGAAGCUGACUUGCUGGCUCAUGCCAAAAAGAGCUUGGCAACCUUUAAAAUUCCACGUAAAAUUCACAUUGUCGAUAGUGUACCAAAGACGGCGACUGGCAAAGUGCAGAGGAGGCAUGUUGCUGAAGUCUUGGGUCCCAAGGCAAAGUUGUAGAGAUGGCGCGGAAAUCGUUUAGAUAUCCUAGUACCCCCCUACUUGUUACAUUUUUGUACUUAACUGCUAAAAGAGACGCAGUGCAGUCGUAGACCUGCAGAAUUAACAAUCUCUCAUUUAACUGGGAACCAUACAAUGUUAUUAUCAGAAAAAAAAUGUCGUCUUCACUUCAAA
Molecule: messenger RNA, 1903 nt
Organism: Spizellomyces punctatus DAOM BR117
Lineage: Eukaryota; Fungi; Chytridiomycota; Chytridiomycetes; Spizellomycetales; Spizellomycetaceae
Exons: 7
Coding region: 17-1729 (570 amino acids)
Biological process (GO): fatty acid metabolic process
Molecular function (GO): medium-chain fatty acid-CoA ligase activity
Source: RefSeq, a predicted model, not a curated record